AUGGGUAAGAACAAGAACAAGGGAAUCGUGGAGACUGUUUCACUGGAAACAGUUCCAGAAACUAGUGCUACGCUUCAUCAUCAUAUAGACCCAACAAAGGAAGAUUCACCAGCAGAUGAAAAUAUGAGUGGUUCCAGUAGUAAAAAAUCAAAAAGAAGAAAGAAGAAGAAGAGUAAAGAGGAAGCUUUGGGUGAAGAUGAGAAGACGUUGGAUGUUUCAGCAAAAAACACUGACGAAGAUCAACUGCAUCCACCCAAGAAUCCUUUGUCAAACAUUACAGCACAAGAAGAUUCGUGCCAACAAGCUCAAGAUUCAUGUGAAAAGCCUGGAGAUUCAGAGCCAGGUGCUCUUGAUAUGACUUCUUCUGAGGGAACGAAAAAAAGAAGAAAGAAAAAGAAAGCCAAGGAUAUAAAUGCGCUGGGGGAAAACAGUGUUGAUACCAAUUCGGAGGUUACUACUAAAUGCGAUGCUAAGCACAAUUCUGAAGCUCAAGGAUCAAAUUUGAAGAGUAAGAAGAAAAAAAAUGUUGAUGGUACUGUGGUAAACGGUUCUCUAAUAUCCAAGGAUGAUACAGAGGAUCAGCUAGAGUGCGCAGAUGCCAAAGCUGGUGAUACUGUGUCUGAGACUCAGAAUCCUAAAGCCAAGAAAAAGAAGAGGAGAAAAACUGAAACAGUGGAGGUAUCCGAUGCAUUAGAAAAUACUCUAGCAACCUCCAUGGAGAGUGGGCCAGUAGAGUGUAUGGAAACUGCUGGCGUAUGUGAAGUAAAGAGCAAAAAACGGAAGAAAAAGAAGAAGACGUCAUCGACCGAUCAGGAAACUGCAGAUAUGGAGGUCUGUGAUCCAUCAGAAAGUACUUUACUAGGCACCAUAGAGAGUGGAUCAGUAGGGUGUUUGCUGGAUCAUUCAAACAACGAAGUUAUGGAACAUUGUGAUAAGAAUGAUGGCGAAGAGUUUGUGGGCGAGGAUAGGUUGAGUAAAACUGAAAAUUCUGCAACAGGAGAGAUAUGUGAACCUAAACAAAAGAAGAGCAAGAAGAAAAAGUCUUGUGAACUAACUGAGGAAGUUAGUGAACCUAAACAAAAGAAGAGCAAGAAGAAGAAAAAGUCUUGUGAACUAAGUGAGGAAGUUGGUGAACCUAAACAAAAGAAGAGCAAGAAGGAGAAAAAGUCUUGUGAACUAAGUGAGGAAGUUAGUGAACCUAAACAAAAGAAGAGCAAGAAGGAGAAGAAGUCUUGUGAACUAAGUGAGGAAGUUAGUGAACCUAAACAAAAGAAGAGCAAGAAGGAGAAGAAGUCUUGUGAACUAAGUGAGGAAGUUAGUGAACCUAAACAAAAGAAGAGCAAGAAGGAGAAGAAGUCUUGUGAACUAAGUGAGGAAGUUAGUGAACCUAAAAAAAAGAAGAGCAAGAAGAAGAAGUCUUGUGAAGAUCACGAAACUGACGAUAUGGAUGCCGAGAAGGAUGAUGUUUCUGUACCUAGAAAUGAGGGAGAAUUAGAAGUAGACAGGGAAAAGCUUGAUACACAUCUGUCAAGUUCUGUCUUAAUACACGAUAAUAUGACUCAAGGAGUUGUUGCUUCACAAGAAACUGCAGAUUUACCUAGAUGCUCAUGCAAUGGUCAAAGUAGCAGAAAAUUGGUUGUAUUUGAUUUGAACGGAAUCCUUGCAGAUAUUGCUCGAGGGAACACGGGUAAAUGUGUUCCAGAUGGUAAAAUAUCUUCCAGAUCAGUUUUCAAGAGACCUUUUGUUGCUACUUUUCUUGACUUCUGCUUUGAGAAGUUUGAUGUUGGGAUAUGGUCUUCUAGACGCAUUGGGUUGGAUUAUAUGACCCACAUUGUCAUGGGAAAUCAUGCGAGAAAUCUACUAUUUAGUUUUGGUCAAAAUAAAUGCAUUACAACAAAAUUCAAAACCCUGGAGAAUACUACUAAACCUCUGUUUCUUAAGGAUCUGAGAAAAGUCUGGAAUCGUUUUGGGACAUGUCUUAGUUGUAGAAAACAAAAGUAUGAUGAGACAAACACUUUGCUUGUAGACGAUUCACCUGACAAGGCAUUGUGUAAUCCUCCACACACUGGCAUUUUUCCUUUCCCGUACCAGUACACAGACCGUGAAGAUUCUGCAUUGGGACCUGAUGGUGAGCUAAGGAAGUACAUGGAGAGGUUAGUGGAUGCGGAGAACGUUCAGAAGUUUGUGGAAGAGAAUCCAAUUGGUCAAUCUGCAAUAACCGACAGGCAUGAAUCAUGGAGUUUCUACUCUAGGGUCAUCGAGGCACAUAAAAAGUAAAAUCAAUCCAGGGGAUUUUUGACUGAGUAACUCCUCUAUGUUUAGUUGCUUCUUGAUAGCUUACAACUUUCAAUGUUCAUUCGGAGAUAGGAUUAUGCUAGUUCUAGAGAAAAACUGUACUAGUGAAACUUUAUCUUGAGAAAUGUACUUUUAUUUAUCUCUUGUGUUCUACAAAGACUAACUCUUCAAUUAAUGGUUAUGUAUUAAAAAAUUUCCCACAAUAGUAAGAAACAAAAGAAGCUAAUCAUGCAUAAUGGCUGUGGAGCUAGCAAUACUGUGUUAUACGAAAAUAAAAUGUGGGGGAGAUAACGUAGAAGAAAAUUCAAACUCUUCCUAGUUAGUUGGUGACCUAACUA
This is a messenger RNA of Eruca vesicaria subsp. sativa (arugula), 2633 nucleotides long. The record is from the annotation of a GenBank genome assembly. NCBI's taxonomy places the organism in Eukaryota, Viridiplantae, Streptophyta, Magnoliopsida, Brassicales, Brassicaceae.